Messenger RNA from Oryza brachyantha (malo sina), 3522 nucleotides. RefSeq names its product probable LRR receptor-like serine/threonine-protein kinase At1g56130. Gene Ontology annotation, biological process: protein phosphorylation. The coding region runs from base 69 to 3155 and encodes 1028 amino acids. The record is from RefSeq and is a predicted model, not a curated record. Gene Ontology annotation, molecular function: protein kinase activity; ATP binding; protein binding. NCBI's taxonomy places the organism in Eukaryota, Viridiplantae, Streptophyta, Magnoliopsida, Poales, Poaceae. The transcript is spliced from 24 exons.
GUUAAGUACGUGUUUCCAGGUUGCACUUCCACAGCGUGCGUGUGUAUGAGCGAGCAAGAGCAAGAGAGAUGCGGCGUCGCUCGAGCAGCAGCAGGAGGAUCAGCAGCGACCUGCUCGUGUGGGGGGUGGUGCUGAUCGCGUGCUCGUCGCCAUGGAGGAUCCCAGCUGCUCAGGCUCAGCAGCCACCCCCGAAAACUCAUCCACUCGAAAAGGCGGCCCUGAACACGAUCCUGGGGAGAUGGGGGAAGGCGGCGUCGCCGGUGUGGAACAUCAGCGGCGAGCCCUGCAGCGGCCUCGCCGCCGACAAGAGCGACUGGGACAACUACCCCAACAUCAACCCCUUCAUCAAGUGCGACUGCACCUUCAGCAACAACACCCUCUGCCAUAUUACCAGACUGAGGGUAAUAAAUUUGGGCGUUGUCGGUCAAAUACCUUCGGAGCUGCAGAAUUUCACAUAUAUGCUGGACCUGAACCUGGGUUCUAAUUACUUGACUGGUCCCCUGCCAUCAUUCUUUGGAAAGUUUACUUCCAUGAAACAUUUGGCUUUACCUUUCAAUCUACUGUCUGGACCACUUCCAAAGGAACUUGGAAACCUCACCAAUCUACUUUCGUUGGGCAUUAGCUUUAACAAUUUUACUGGCCAACUUCCUGAAGAACUAGGCAACAUGACCAAUCUUCAGCAGAUGUACAUCGAUAGUUCUGGAUUCAGUGGUCCGUUCCCUUUGACAUUCUCAAAACUCGAUAACCUGAAGAUCUUGAGGGCAUCAGAUAAUGAGUUCACAGGGAAAAUACCUGAUAAUUUGGGAAGCAUGUCUAAUUUGGCAGAUAUGGCUUUCCAAGGAAAUUCUUUUGAAGGGCCAAUCCCAGCAAGUUUCUCUAAUCUAACCAAGUUAACAAAUUUACGGAUUGGCGAUAUUGUAAAUGGGAUCUCUCCAUUGGCCUUUAUCAGUAAUCUCACAUCUUUGACCAACCUGAUAUUAAGGAACUGCAAGAUAUCUGGAAACAUUGCAGAAGUAGAUUUUUCAAAGCUUGCAUCUUUAAUGCUGCUGGACUUGAGCUUUAACAAUAUCACUGGCCAAAUUCCUCAAACCAUCCUGAAUCUGGGAAAUCUUACAUUUGUGUUUCUUGGGAGCAAUAGCCUUACAGGAAGUUUGCCAGAUGCUAUAAGCCCUUCUUUGAAAACAGUAGACGUUUCCUACAACCAGCUCACUGGAAGCUUGCCUUCAUGGGCUACCCAUAACAACUUGGAACUGAAUUUGGUGGCAAACAAUUUUGUACUCGGUAACACCGACCUCAGCACUUUACCUUCAGGACUAAACUGCCUGCAGCAAGACACUCCUUGUUUCCGUGAUUCUCCACAAUACUACUCCUUUGCGGUUGACUGCGGCAGUAAUACAUCGACUAGAGGCUUAGAUGGCACUAACUAUGAAGCAGAUGCUACAAACCUUGGGGCUGCAUCAUAUUAUGUCACUGACCAAACAAGAUGGGGUGUCAGCAAUGUUGGAAACUACUUUCUAUCUACAAAUGGUUUGAACAUAAUAUCUAGUCCCCAGAAUCAGAAGUUUCAGAAUUCUGUUGAUUCCAAACUGUUUGAAACUGCAAGGAUGUCAGCAUCAUCAGUGAGGUACUAUGGUCUUGGACUUGAGAAUGGAAAUUACACUGUUCUGCUUCAGUUUGCAGAGCUUGCUUAUCCGGACUCGCAGACGUGGCAAAGCUUAGGAAGGAGAGUUUUUGACAUAUAUAUCCAGGGCGAUCUGAAAGAAAAGAAUUUUGAUAUCAGGAAGACAGCAGGUGGAAAAUCUUUUACUGCAGUUAAUAGGAGUUAUACAACAAUAGUGUCAAAAAAUUUCCUUGAAAUCCAUCUCUUCUGGGCUGGUAAGGGCACAACUGCCAUACCUACUCAAGGUUACUAUGGCCCGAUGAUCUCAGCAUUAAGCGUCACACCAAAUUUUACUCCAACUGUUCGAAAUGGUGUACCAAAAAGAAAAAGUAAAGCAGGCACAAUUGCAGGAAUAACGAUUGGUGCAUCAGUUUUAGGAUUAAUAGCCUUAUUUGGAAUAUUUAUGUUCGUAAAGAAGCGCAGAAGGAUGGCACAACAGCAAGAAGAACUGUACAACCUUGUUGGACAACCAGAUGUCUUCAGUAACGCUGAACUCAAGCUAGCUACCGACAACUUCAAUUAUCAAAAUAUUAUUGGGGAAGGUGGAUACGGGCCAGUGUAUAAGGGUAAACUACUUGAUGGAAGAGUUAUAGCAGUGAAACAACUUUCUGAAUCAUCUCAUCAGGGGAAAACUCAAUUUGUGACAGAGGUUGCAACAAUUUCUGCCGUGCAACACAGGAAUCUUGUUAAAUUGCACGGAUGCUGCAUUGACAGUAAAACACCCUUGUUAGUUUAUGAGUACCUUGAAAAUGGAAGCCUAGAUCGAGCAAUCUUUGGACAUAGCUUAAAACUAGAUUGGGCAAUGCGUUUUGACAUCAUCUUAGGCAUAGCAAGAGGCCUAACAUAUCUUCAUGAGGAGUCAAGUGUGCGAAUUGUGCACAGGGACAUCAAAGCCAGCAAUAUUCUACUUGAUACUGACUUUACCCCAAAGAUCUCUGACUUCGGACUUGCCAAACUCUAUGAUGAGAAGAAAACUCAUGUGAGCACGAGAAUAGCAGGGACAUUGGGCUAUCUCGCUCCUGAGUAUGCCAUGAGAGGCCAUUUGUCAGAGAAGGCUGAUGUUUUUGCAUUCGGAGUGCUCAUGAUGGAGAUGAUUGCCGGUCGAUCGAACACGAACAAUACCCUAGAGGAAAGCAAGAUAUUUCUAUUGGAGUGGGCUUGGGGCCUGUAUGAAAUGGGGCAAGCUCUAGGAGUGGUCGAUCCAAGUCUCAAGGAGUUCAACAAGGAUGAAGCUUUCAGAGUCAUUCGUGUUGCACUUCUCUGCACACAGGGCUCACCACACCAGCGGCCCCCAAUGUCGAAGGUCAUGGCGAUGCUGACCGGCGAUGUUGAUGUGGGUGAGGUGGUGACGAAGCCAAGCUACAUCACCGAGUGGCAGCUCAGGGAUGGCGGCACCAGCAGCUACACCAGCAGCAGCUAUGCAGGAUCCAGCAACACUGAGUUCAGCAGGUUGAAGGAGACGACGAUCAACAAAACUAACCUCGAGGGAAGGUGAUGAACUGAUGCAUAAUUUCAAGUCAAGUUUUCUGUAGAUGAUUAACCUUGGUUUGGAGUGACAGGUGUUGGGGCACUAUGUGUGUUCAUCCGUAGUUGUGUGUGCGUUGAUGUGAGUAAGAGGAAAUAGUAGAACUGCUUUGAAUAAUUUUGUCAUGAAUUUACAAGCUGUACUGCUAUAAUUUUAAAAGGGUGAGUUAAUAUGGUGUAUUGCUGUCUUGUAAAUGAACAUGUUCAGCAACAUUUGUUAGCUAUAGAACUACUUGAUGGGUACAAAUGCUUUCCACAUGAAGGUGCCAAGGGUAUAUGUGUGCUUCAUGGGCAUUUUUAGUGUUUUCCCAUCUUUUGAACACAAUAUAUAUGUUGGU